Messenger RNA from Schistosoma turkestanicum, 1761 nucleotides. Lineage: Eukaryota; Metazoa; Platyhelminthes; Trematoda; Strigeidida; Schistosomatidae. The record is from the annotation of a GenBank genome assembly.
AUGACAAAUAAUUCGAGUAAAAGAGAAAUGUCUCCAACUUUUAAACCACCUAAAAGAUCAAAAUCUGCAAACCCUAUGUCAGAUGAAUCUUCACUAAGUAAUCCAAUAGUGAAACUCGUAGAUAUAAGAGAUACUAUACCCAAAUAUACCGAAACGUCUACACAGAAAAAACUUCACCAUAAUCUUGUAAAGCCUAAAUCAGGAAAUUCACAAACCAAGGAGUUGAAUGCUCCACCCGAAACCGUUAAUAGUAGUAAUAACCACGGCAGCGAGAUACAACAGUUUGAAAACUCACUUGCCCAGAUUAACGAUAAGCUUAACCUGUUAGCACCCCUCAUGCACUUAUGGGCCCCAAAUAAUGAUAGGAACCUAGAAGAAUUAGCCAAAGCGGAACAUAUCCUAGAUUUCGUAGCCGAGGAAGUUACGAAAAGAAUAAUGUCUUCCUGCAAUGCGAUUGCAUAUAACCUCCCCGACCGCACAUCCUUGAAUUCGCUAAAGGAUAACUGUCUAAAAGCGUGUGACAUGGCAAACGUCAGCUGUCACGUCACACGCCUCAGAAAAAAAUCGGACAAGUCAACUUGCCCUCUCCUUUUCAAAUUCGGCUGCUGCAACGACGCCAAAAAAUUUAUCCGUUUGAGCAAAAAUAUUAGCUCAUCAACUUUAUACAAAGAAGUAAAGGUUACCCCGGAUCUAACGCCUUGUCAACGUCGUGUAAAAACAAGAGAGGCGACUAGAUCACAUAACGGUGAGACAGCAAACAGUCUACAGAAAACAACCCCCAAUGUCAUGAAAGUAAAUAAACAAAUAAACCACGAUGUAGAUCUUGAUAAGCCUGUGGACUGUAAACCUUCUAACAAAGUACGGAUCCCCUCUGUCACCAAGAAAUCGAAUGACCCUUGCAGUCCUAAUCCCAGCUGUUCGAACGUUAACUUGAGUGAAUAUGUCCCAAAAAACAACACAGUUCCAGCUAAAACUAAUAAAAUUAAGAAUCCAUCCCCAAAAUAUAUUGCACGAGAGAAUAUGAUAGAAGCUGACGUGAUUUUGAAAAACACGUCCAGGGGACCGAAACAUUCUCCGUCUUUAACUAAGAAGAGUGAGCUGAUUAAAUCUUGGGUCUCAAGUAAAAAAGUAGGUAGGAUUCAAACCCGAUUGCCACCGACUUUCCCAACUACGAUGAACAGGUUCACUCCUUUAAUGUCAUGUCAUGUGCCCCUAGCCUCUCCAAGUUGUAAGACUGAUAAUAUCAAGAGCAUGUCAGACCAACAUCUGAACAUGCGCACUAAUAAUUAUUAUCCAAGAGCUAGGUGCACUGCCCAACCACCUAAUCCUAGAAUUAUUAGUGAAAGAAGAAAUGGAAGAUUUUUCACCCCUCACCCUAUCCUAAAUACCCGGGCUUUUAUUCACAAAAGCGCUGAGAAUGAAAACUCUAUGCAUCCUGCUCUACAAAACCAGCUGGUAAACAUGACCCCCAAAUUUAGAAAAGCCCAUAGCAACUGGCACUCGUAUAUGGCUAACCCUCCCCAAGUUAAAACCAUUCCGUAUAAAUUUAACCUUAGUAACGAGCUGUGUCAUCAAGACAUUACUAGAAACGGUGGUGAACUGCAAUUCCAGCCGAAUCAAAAUUUUUUCGGGAUACAGCCACUUGUGGUACCUCUUGCGCGACAUAUAGCUCAAGUCAUUUCAUACCACAUACAGAAUAUAAAAGCACGCUCCUCGCACAAUCUCAAACAGACAACAUUCUCCCCCUUUCCCCCGGGCUAA